Molecule: messenger RNA, 1499 nt
Organism: Pyricularia grisea
Lineage: Eukaryota; Fungi; Ascomycota; Sordariomycetes; Magnaporthales; Pyriculariaceae
Exons: 3
Coding region: 133-924 (263 amino acids)
Biological process (GO): RNA splicing
Cellular component (GO): precatalytic spliceosome
Source: RefSeq, a predicted model, not a curated record
CAACACUAUCAGCUAUUAAUCAACAAACAUCGGGCCAAUAGCACACAAAUCAAAAUCCUUUCUGACCUGCCCGAGACGACCUAAUUAUCACGAUCCCCUGUGUAACGAAUACAACCACGUCCGAAUCGCACCAUGGCUGGAGAUCGGAGACCCCGUCGCGACGACGGCAGAGAAAACAGCGGCGGAUUUCGGAACCGCCACGAGUCCGAUGGACGCAGGGACAGGCGAGACCGUGGCGACGAUUACCGUAGAAGAGACGACGACCGCGAUAAUAGGAGUCGUCGGUACCGGUCGCGUUCAAGAUCUGCAGACCGGGGAGGCAGCCAUCGCGACCGCCGGCGAGAUGAUCGCGAUAGGUCGCGUGACCGGGAGGGUAGAGACAGGCCUAGGAGACCACAAGACGACAACCGUGGUGAUCGGCGACGUGGUGACGAACGUAACCCGACCGACAGGGAGCGCGGCUAUAAUAGAGAUCACCCUCCGCGCGACAGAGAUAGCCGACGUUCAGCAUCACCGCGACGCCGCAGCACAAGUCCAGGACGAGACCGGCGUAACGAUCGAGAGACCGAUCUCCCCACUAGGACCAGGGGAGGAACCGAGCGAUCGGGCGCAGCCAUGUCCGUCAAAGUAGGUAGCCAAGAUGAUGAGGGAAAACACGGCCGAGAUCGCGACGAUAAGAACUUGGAUCAAGGCGACACGCCCAUGGGGCAGAAUGAUGACGACGAGGACGAUGUCGAAGUUGCGGAAGACGAUGAUGUUACUGCAAUGCAAGCCAUGAUGGGCUUCGGUGGCUUCGGCACGACGAAGAACAAGAAAAUUCUGGGUAACAAUGUCGGCGCAGUCCGCAAAGAAAAGAAGACCGAGUACCGUCAGUACAUGAACCGUGCUGGCGGAUUCAACAGGCCACUGAGUCCGACUCGGUAGAAAUCUCAGCAGGGUCUUGCGACGAAAGAUUGAUAACGACUACUAUCCUGGGAUGCGUUAGCUCUCUGCGAAUUCUUGAGAAGUCACACCUUUUUCUAAGGGGCUCCUGAAUUCUGCAGAAGCUUGACAAAUCUGCUGUGAGUAUUUAUCCAAACCCUCUGAAAUCUUUUGCUUGUCCACAUGAACCUGCUCUGGUAUGAGUAUGGUCAUGUGCGCAGACGUCUGUCAUAAAACUGCUUGAGAGAAAUGCAUACCCAUGCUCCCCUUUCCAUCUCUCGAGGUGAAGAACAGAUCACUUGUCUAUCUAUGUAUACAUACCUAGAGUUUGUCAUCCCACUUGAAGAGGACCAUGGGGUCUGCUACCCAGUAGGUCAUGCCGAAGCAACAUAGACAUGGCAUGGCGAGUUCCAAAUUCUGCUCAGUCUCAGCGAACAAUAGUGUAGAUGUAAGCAUAUCAUAUCAUCCGUGCGCAGCCCGUUGUUCAGGAAGAGAAAAGAAGAUAAAAAUAAAAAUAAGAAAGGAACAAGCCUACGUCAAACCCUUCUGCAGCUUUACUGUGGUACUUUGACUGGGAG